Molecule: messenger RNA, 2512 nt
Organism: Paramisgurnus dabryanus
Lineage: Eukaryota; Metazoa; Chordata; Actinopteri; Cypriniformes; Cobitidae
Product: interferon-inducible GTPase 5-like
Cellular component (GO): membrane
Molecular function (GO): GTP binding
Source: RefSeq, a predicted model, not a curated record
UGAAAGUGAAACUUUGACCGGGUGGGUCCUAUCCGGAAGUUUGGUUUUGUGUUGGGAAGUUUUCCUCUCCGCGCACGCAUCAGGCUGUUGUAACUGUUAUCGCUUUCUCGAAGCCCUUCUAGUUUCACCAGAAGUGACAGUACAGAUGUUUGGUGCAACCCACACUCCAGAUUGGAUGAUUUUCUGUUAAGCACUGCCCACUAUUAAGAUGGAUUCACUUGACGACGGGUUUUGUAUAAUAGGACAAGAUGAGCUGGAGGAAAUUAAAGAAGCUUUAUCUACACAAGAUAUGACAACAGCAGUUAGUAAAAUCAAGGAUGUUCUUGAGCAGCAAGAUCGAGUUGAGUUAAAUAUUGCUGUGACGGGAGAGUCUGGUUCUGGAAAGUCUACAUUUGUCAAUGCUUUUAGAGGUUUGGGAGAUGAAGAUGAGGGCUCUGCCAAAACCGGUCCAGUGGAGACCACCAUGAAACAAGAAGUUUACCAUCACCCAAAAUACGACAAUGUAAAAGUGUGGGAUCUCCCUGGAAUUGGAACACCAAACUUUAAAGCUGAUGAGUACCUUAAAGAAGUUCAGUUUGAACGCUAUGAUUUUUUCAUCAUCAUUGCUUCAGAUCGGUUCAGAGAAUGCCAUACGAAGCUCGCCACAGAGAUUAUGAAAAUGGGGAAGAAAUUUUACUUUGUUCGCUCCAAGAUUGACUCAAACAUUGAUGCUGAAAAGAGAAAGAAAAGCUUUGAUCAAGGCAAGACACUAAACACCAUACGAGAGGAUUGUAUAAAAGAGUUGACAAAGAUUGGUAUUGAAAAUCCUGUGGUAUUCUUGAUCUCUUGCUUUGAGCUGGGCAAGUAUGAUUUCAAUCUGCUGGAAGAGAUGAUGGAGAAAGAGCUUCCACAGCAUAAGAGACACGUGCUGAUGUUGGCUAUUCCGAAUAUCACGCUGGAGAUUAAUGAGAGAAAGAAGAAAGCCCUGGAGGAAAACAUUCCCAGGGUAGCCCUCCUGUCUGCCGGCUUGGCUACAAUUCCUCUUCCUGGUCUUUCGGUUUUUGCCGAUUUAGCCAUUGUAAACAAUGAGGUACAGAGGUACUAUAGUGCCUUUGGUCUGGAUGAUCCAUCCCUACAGAUGCUCUGUGAAAGAUCUGGAAAGACCAUAGAGGAACUGAAGAAUGUCAUGAAGUCACCACUGCACCUUGGGAUAAACCCAACCACAAUCAUAAGCUUGCUGGGCGCUGCAUCCUUGUAUGUAUCAGAGAAUGCAGUUGAAUACGUCUGCAGUCUCGUACCUAUACUUGGCACUGUGGUGGCAGGAGGGAUGUCUUAUUUGACUAUCUCAAAAAUGCUAAAGAAAGCUUUGGAUGAGUUGGCUGAAGAUGCCAAGAAUGUGCUGAUGGCUUCACUGGAGACUGAAGUGUAAUAAAAUCACCAAGGACGCAAAUGUUUUUUAGCUUUUGAAAUAACUAUUUUAAUAUUUUUGGGCUCCUGGAGUAAAUAACCUCUAUAUGAACAGUUUUAGUUUACAUUGCAUUCCCACAUUAAUUAAGAUAUUAGAUAUGUUAUUAAAAUCAGUUUAACCAGAGGAAUUAGGAUACAUGUAUACUCUAUGUAGCCCUUCGUGUGUGUGGUCUGUAAUUUCAAAAUAUGUGUUCCACGCGUCGAGUGAUCCUAUGUGCAUCACGUGUCUUGUCAAAAUAAGUGCCGGCUGCAGACGCGUCUAAAGGUUUUAUGAUGAAAGAGACACUCGCGUUUGCGAGAUACUCGCAUAAUCUCAUGCGUAAUCAAAGUUCACUGUUAAGGGAGUGUCUUGCGUAUAUUUUGUGAAAGUGAGCGUCUCUUUUUUCAUAAACUUAAAAGUCUUGACGCGUGUGAAGCAGGCAUUUAUUUUGACAAAACACGUGAUGCACAUGGUUCAUAUGACGCAACACACACAUAUUGUGAAAACACGAGCAACACAUGACACUCUGAACACAUAUUUUGAAUUUGCACCCCUCGGAAGAGCAGUCACGAGCUGCCACUGGAGUGUACUUUCACUUUUAACCAUUUAUUUUAAAGAAAAAAACUUAAAAGUUUACAUUUAUUCAUUAUUAGAUGCUUUUUAGCUGUUUAUAAAUGAGAGAUGAACUUAAUAUUUUUUUCUUAAGAGAUUUUAGUUGAAGAUAGUUUUAAAAAUAUUAUGUUCUUGAAAGACUUGGGCUACUCAAACGUGAUAUGUAAAGCUUAAAACAUCAAUGUAGGCUUUACAAAGCCUGGCCUGAAUGUUUGAAACAACUUCAAAAGCUUGUGACAGUUUUAUGGCUGUCAGAUAAACAGUAAGACAGACUGAUUAAAUGACAUUGGACAUUGUUAUGUAAACACUGGUGUUUUUGAGACAAAGUAUGCCAAGUUCAUGGCAUUGUGCAUGUCAAACGGUGUUGGCUUAUUGUCUUAAAGGACCCAAAUGUAUUCUGCUUUGUAAUACUGUAUGAAUUCCCUGUAAAAUAUUUGGGAAAUAAAAAUAUUUGUUGAAUAAAAUAUAAAGCGA